Molecule: messenger RNA, 1887 nt
Organism: Toxorhynchites rutilus septentrionalis
Lineage: Eukaryota; Metazoa; Arthropoda; Insecta; Diptera; Culicidae
Product: triokinase/FMN cyclase-like
Exons: 2
Coding region: 23-1753 (576 amino acids)
Biological process (GO): glycerol catabolic process
Cellular component (GO): cytosol
Molecular function (GO): glycerone kinase activity
Source: RefSeq, a predicted model, not a curated record
GGCAGCUCGACAGUUUAUCGCUAUGCUCUCGAGCGUUAACUGCUCACUGGUCGGUUACAUCCAAUCGCAACAAGGUCUUCGUUUCAUCCAAGAUCGCAACUGCAUAGUGCGUCGGAAGAAUGAGUUAAUCAGACGGAGAGUUAAGCUUAUUUCUGGUGGUGGUAGCGGCCAUGAACCUGCUCACAUCGGAUAUGUUGGUAAAGGAAUGCUGGAUGGCGCUGUGUGUGGUGAUGUUUUCUGUUCCCCCUCGGCGGAGUCCAUAGUUGACUGCUUGCGCUGCGUAGCAGAGCCACACGAGGAUGUUCUGUUUAUUGUCAACAACUACACCGGAGAUCGACUGAAUUUCGGACUAGCAGUCGAAAAAGCGCAAUCGCUAUAUGGAUACAGAAACGUGAAGAUUUUGCUCAAUGACGACGACUGCUCUAUCGAUGAAUCACUGACGCGAAAAUCAGUUGGGAAACGGGGCCUGGCUGGGUGUGUUUUGCUGAUCAAAAUACUUGGUGCUAUGUCCGACCUCGGAUAUGCAAUUGAUGAUUUGGAAAAGUUUGGUAGCGGACUCCUGCAGAGCGGUUCCAUCACAACUUUUGGCUUCACCUUCAACGUUGUCGAUAAUAGAUUAAACAACAUUGAGUUGGGAAAAGGUUUUCAUGGUGAACCCGGCUUAUAUAAGUUGGAUUCAUGCGACGACUUUGCGCCAAUUAUUCGGUUCAUGAUAGAUAAAAUAUGCAAGAAAAUUACACCCCCGACGGAUGUUGUUGUUCUGGUGAAUAAUCUUGGAGGAACAUCCGAGUUUGUCAUGGGUGUUUUUGUGAAUACACUUUGUACCAUCUUAGAGCAGCAUUUCAGAAUACGGAGAGUCUAUACUGGUGUUUUCUUUUCAUCGCUAAGUCAAACCGGACUGUCCGUGACACUAUUGAAUCUAGCCUAUUCAGAACAAUUGUUUAGUUUCUUGGACUAUGAAGUUCAAGUUGGAUCAUCGCUAUUUGGUGGGUCGAUGAACUUCAGUGGUCCCAUAUCUGAAGUACAAGUAAUCAAGGAUAGUACCGACGACACAAACUUAUCGUCAACCGUCUAUAAAUUGAAAUUUCAAAAUAGAAACCAACGAAAUGUUCGCAACAUUAUUGAAAAAAUCGCUCAAAAACUGUUAUCCAGUCGCAGCAUUUUGAACACGUACGACAAGGAAUGUGGUGAUGGUGACACGGGAAAUACUAUUGCCAACGGAGCCAUGGCUUUGCUGAGGCAGUUAGAUCAGGAUUUAGAUUUGUUGCAUCCAGCGAAAAUGCUUCAAGAUAUUAGCAAUAUUCUGUUGCUCAGCAUAGGCGGGACUUCUGGUGGACUCUACAGCUUGUUCUUCCAGGCUGCUUCGAUGGCGUUCGUGGAAGCUGACGAUGAACCCGCUGUCACUGUUAAACAUUGGCUUGAAGCUCUUCGAAAAGGUAAUGAAGCGAUUAUGUGGUACGCACUAACCGAGGAGGGAGAUCGCACGAUGCUGGACCCUUUGAAGCAAGCUGAAGCUAGUCUGCAAAGUUUGGUGGAUCGCAAUCGUGACGCAGUAGACUGUUGCCGAAUAUUCGCUGAAACGUGUGAGGCGGCUGCCAGAGCCACCCAGCAUAUGGUUCCGAAAUCGGGACGUGCCUCUUACUCAGCGACGGAAUCGAAGAAUGUGAACUACAACCAUCCAGAUCCCGGUUCACAUGCCGUUGCUAUUUGGGCGAGGGUACUGCAUGAGACAUAUAGGGAUAAUUUGCCAUGAAUGGAAGAAUAUUGAGUUCGUUAUCCGUUGAAUAUCUCCCAAUGCACUGUACCACUCUUCCAUCGUUGGAUCGAGUCCGGAAGAUCUUUCGCCUGGUUUGCUCAUUUUAUCUUGUCUAGCUAUCUCGAAGUGCC